Trypanosoma conorhini is the source of this 1848-nucleotide messenger RNA. Its product is annotated as putative amino acid permease. Gene Ontology annotation, cellular component: membrane. The record is from RefSeq and is a predicted model, not a curated record. The coding region runs from base 1 to 1848 and encodes 615 amino acids. Gene Ontology annotation, molecular function: transmembrane transporter activity. Lineage: Eukaryota; Euglenozoa; Kinetoplastea; Trypanosomatida; Trypanosomatidae. The transcript has a single exon. Gene Ontology annotation, biological process: transmembrane transport.
AUGAGCCACGCGGCGGAGCCCAACUCGCAGACGCGCCUGCGGCAGCGCCAAAAUGUGAAGCCGAUUUUUCAUCCCGAGCUGAGGCACACGCAGGAGGUCAUCCGGCGACCCGACUGGGUGCGGCGGGCCGGGGAGGCAGUCGCCCACCGCGGCUCCAUCGGGAUUGUCGGCCUCUUAGCCCUGAUGUUCGCCAACUGCUUCGGCGGCGGCUACGGCUUCGAGGACACCGUCGGAGCGGCGGGCCCGCUGGUGACGCUGGUGGUGUGCCUCAUCCUGCCCUGGGUCUGGUCUCUGCCGACGGGGCUGGCGGUGGCGGAGCUCUCCACCGCCGUGCCAAGCAACUCCGGCAUCCUCAUGUGGGUCAACGCCGCCUUUCCGGCGUCGGUCUCGUUCAUGUGCAUCAUCUCAACCGUCUUCAUCACCUUUGUGGGCAAUGCGACGUACCCCAGCCUCACCUCGGAGUACGUGACGGCGCUGCUGCCGCUGAACAAGGGUGGCGAGAUUGGGGUGAAGAUUGGGGUGAUUUUACUCUGCUGCAUUCUCAACUGCGCCGGCGUCGAGAUUGUCGGCUCGGCCUGCGUGGUUGUGUGCGUGAUCGCGAUGCUGCCGUUUCUGAUCUUGUCGUUCCAGCAAAUCUUCACGCACGGCCUCGACGGUAAGGCCAUUUCACACGUGGAUUUGCCCGGAAUCAACUGGCCUUCCUUCCUCAGCAUGGUGACGUGGAACUACGCGAACAUUGAGAAUGCGGGGGCGAUGGUGGAGGAGGUGUCGAACCCGCGCGUGACCUUCCCGCGGAUGAUGGUGCCGCUCAUGUUCUCCUCCUACAUUGCCUACCUCCUCCCCAUGCUGGCCGGCGUCAGCGCGCUGGGGCCGCAGCAGAACUGGUCGGAGUGGCAGGCAGGGCGCUGGCCGCAGAUCGCCCACCUCGUCUCUGGCGAUUGGCUCAAGUACUACCUGUUUGCCGGGGCCAUCGUGAGUGGGCUGGGCUUCACGCUGACCUCGAUGUGUUGCACCAGCCGGCUGCUGGCGGGCAUGGGCACAAUGCAGAUGUUUCCCAAGAAACUCUCACGCAUCAUUGGGUACUACCACCCCACCAUCGGCACCCCGAUACCGGCCAUUCUGCUCAACUCGACGGUGACGAUGGCCUUCUGCAUAUCCAUGGACUUUGGGGAUGUGGUGGCCAUGUGCCAGUCCCUCUACUGCCUGCGCAUGCUGCUCAUCUACGCCUCACUCAUUAAACUGCGCAUCGACCACCCAAAUCUGCCGCGGCCCUACGCCCUGCCGUGCAACACGGUCGCCGCCGCAUUGUGCCUCGCGCCGUCGGCCCUCUUUUGCGUCGUCGCCGCCGUCGUUUCCGCGAUGGUGUCACUCCCGAUUGGGCUGGCGCUGGUCGGUUUCCUCGCCGUGGGGAGUGGCGGGUCGUACCUGUACUGCCGCUACGUCGCCCGCAACGGCUUCCAGGGCGUGAUCGUGCACUGUGAGAUCUCCGACGACGACGAGAACCCCGCCGACGACUACGGGCCGGGGCCCGGGAUUAACCGGGGCGUCUUCUACAACGACGGUCACACCGAGCAACCCGGGGAGCUGCUUCUGGGCCUCUUCCCCACCAGCCCGCCGCCGCCGCCCGAGGGGGACGACGACGCGGCGGCGAUGACAAACUUCCGCGGAGAGCCAGUGGAGAAGGACGUCCAGUGCAGCUUUGGUUGCUCGCCCGCGGGGGAGGCAGCGAGCCCGUUUGGUACGCACCGCGAGACACCCGACGCUUACGGGCUUUUAGGUGAUGCCGGCAACGGGGAUGAGAGGUGGCCGACCCACCCGGACGGUGGCAGGCGGGGGUUUGCGAGCUAG